Messenger RNA from Penaeus chinensis, 4776 nucleotides. It is a transcript of the gene Ranbp21, whose product is annotated as exportin-5-like. Lineage: Eukaryota; Metazoa; Arthropoda; Malacostraca; Decapoda; Penaeidae. Gene Ontology annotation, molecular function: nuclear export signal receptor activity; RNA binding. The transcript is spliced from 16 exons. Bases 208 to 3612 code for a protein of 1134 amino acids. Gene Ontology annotation, cellular component: cytoplasm; RNA nuclear export complex; nucleus. Gene Ontology annotation, biological process: protein export from nucleus; RNA export from nucleus. The record is from RefSeq and is a predicted model, not a curated record.
AUUAUCUACCUCUUUCUGUCUCGCCUUUCUUCCCAUUGCUCUCCUGAAGGAUGCCAUGAUUUCAAAUCCCCCGUUUCGAGGUUGGCUUCCAGUGUCAAGAGUGAAGAAUCGGUAAUCCUGGACGAGAGAAAAGACGUUACUUUGAAAGCCUCGAGGAAAAUGUGCCAAGAGGGUAGCAGAGACGUCGCGUGGCUGCAGUGACACAGGAUGGACGUAUCCUCGCAGGUGGCAGAGAUGGCGGGGCAGCUGGCCCAGGCUGUCAACACCACCAUGGACCCGACAGUCCCGCACACCGUCCGAUUGGCCUCGUACAACCUCUUAGAGAAGGUCAAAGAGGAGAGUGAGGUGGCAGUCGGUUGCGGAUUCCACAUGGCCCACCCUUCCAAGGAACCGGUCGUGCGCCACUUGGGUCUCCAGUUACUCGAACACACCAUCAAGUACAAGUGGAAUGAUCUGUCGGUCCAGCAGAAAGUCUUUAUUAAGAACUUGGAGUCGAACCAGAGGAGGAGAGACCUGUACCAGGCAAUGACAGCCAAUAUGGAGAGCAUGUUUGGCUUUUUCUUGUCGUUGCUUGAAGAGAAUUACAAGCUGUACGAAGCCACCAUGAAAGCGCAGAACCUCCAGCCAGCACAGCAACACUGCAGGGUCAUGCAGGUAGUUCUGAUGACUCUGACAGUGUAUGUGGAGUGGGUUUCAGUGCAACACAUCUUCGCAGAUGAUGGAAAACUCCUGAAGUCACUCUGCUUCUUGUUAAGCGAAGACAAUCUCAAGAUGGAGGCUGCAGAAUGCCUGUUGCAAAUUGUGAGCCGGAAAGGAAAAUUGGACGAGCGAAGACCCCUCAUUCUCCUGUUUGGCAAGUCUCCGAUGUCAACCAUAUUUGCGGCAGCAGACAGAGCAGUGAUGGGGACCCUGAGUGAACACAAUUACCGCUUCCUCAAAACGCUAACUCAGGUGCUCACAGCACUAGGCUCCCAACUGUGUGCGUUGUGGGGUAAGGAAGCAGACGUUGGUGAACCCCCAAACUUCCGUGUGUACCUGGACGCGAUGCUGGCCUUCACAGGACACCCAAGCCUCCAUAUUUACAACUUCACCAAUGGGCUCUGGGGGCAGCUCUUCCGACACGAGCACAUACCUCAGAGCAAAACCCUCCAAGCUGUUUUGCCGUCGUGGAUCACCAUUGUCUCGCGAAUGGUCAUGAAGCAUGGGUAUCCUUCGAAGAACGACUCGGAGAGCUGUCAGUAUUCGAGACUGGAUUUUGACAGUGAUGAGGACUACUCGUAUUUCUUUUAUAAGGUGCGCUCGGAGACCCUGGAGACGAUCAAGGCGGCUUCCCUCCUGGCACCCGAGACCCUGUACAGCUUUGUGGAGGAGUGGCUGAAGAACCAGGUGAAGAAGGCAGCUGAUCUGGGCCAGCAAGAGAAACAGCUGUGCAACCUCUUCUCUCCUUUCUACCUCGAGUGGGAAGCGUUGUCUCAGGUGUUGGAGAGUGUGAUGAGUAGAGUGAUGCAGAGUGAAAGUUACAAACCCACAGCAGAGAGUGGGCUGGAGCUACUGCGUCUGUGCCUCUCGUACCAGACCACAGACCCACUAAUUCUGUCCACCCUGCUCUCCUGCAUCUCCGGGCUCUUUGUCUUCAUCCGGCUGGUGCCAAGUGUGCUGCCUGAUGUGCUCAACAAAAUCUUCUCAGCCCUGACUUUCUCUUUGCCCGGUCAGACUAAAGACUCCCGGAGUAGGGCAGUCAAGAACGUGAGGCGACAUGGGUGUUCGCUCAUGGUGAAGAUUGCGCGUAGCUACCCAGACAUCUUGCUUGAGGCCUUUGACUUCAUCAACGGUGUGGUAGACAGCCUUAGCCACAACCCACAGGAGCUAUCCCAGAUGGAGAAGGUGACCCUCCAAGAGUCCCUCAUGAUCAUCAACAAUCACUUCCACAUCUUCGAGAAACAGAGCGGCUUCAUUGCCAAGGUGUUAGGCCCUGUGUCUGAGAUUUGGCUUAACAUGAAGCAGCCUUUUAGCUCCCCCUUGGAUUUCAUGUCCUUUGUGGGACUGGACAAGGCACCUGUAGAGCCCAGUGAGAAUGAUGUCAAUGGGCAGAACCGAGCGCAGAUUAUCUUUUGCGUCAACUUAAUCAUGGCUGUGAUAAAGCGUUCAGAGUUCCCCACUGACACUGAUGUGGCAGAACGUGGGGGUUUUAUCCUUGAACGCUCUGAUUCUGGGGCUAUCUUCUGCCGCAAUCCUGCUACCCCACACGUCAUGCCCUUACUGCACCAACUGUUCUGUUUGGUGAGGCUGUUUAAUGCACUCUGGCAUCCCGAGGCCUUGGCCUGUGUCUCGCCAGGCUAUUCCAAAGCGCAUAACCUUCCUGAGGCAGAGAGGAAUAAUAUCUUAGGAUUAGCAACUAUUAACUCAUCGGAUCCAUGUAUAGAUUCUCCCAAGGUCCAGCAACCCCUGGAACGGAUGCAGUUCUUCCUGUCGAUGAUGCACGACAACUGUUACCACAUCCUUGGCAAUGCAGGAGUGUCUCUUGGUCUUCAGUUCUACCAGCAUCCACACCUUACAGACUACCUGGUGCACUCCUCCCUGGCCAACUUGCACCUCAUACCAGAUUACCGUCUCCGCCCAAUUAUUCGCACAUUCCUAAAGCCUUUCAUCCAGUGGUGUCCACCCCAGUGCUACCAGACCGUGCUCUUGCCGAUCCUCAACCACUUAUGUCCAUUUAUGUUGGAUCGGCUUAGUACCAGAUGGGGUCACCUCACUAGCCUAAUAGAAAGCGGGUCUUAUGAGGAGGAAAACACCGACACUCAGGAAAUGCUCGAGGACCUUUUAAUUCGGAUGUUGACGCGAGAAUAUGUUGAUCUUUUAAAAGUCGUGCUGAUUGGAGGUCCCCGCGGAGGUUUGCAGGACAACAUGGAAGGUGCGAUGGAGGCUGAGAUGGAUGUCCCCGUCUCCCCAGCCUGCAAUAGCCAGGAGACCCUGUCCGACUUGGGCCAGCUUGUCCUCGGCUGCGACACCAUCUGCCAGGCCAUUGUCACCACGCUGUUGAAAGUGCUGUGGUGGCAGGACAGCGGCGCUUGCCUGAAGGCGGUGGGGGUGGUCGGGCAGGUGCUGAGGUGGCUGGUGGGCGAGGGGCAGCACCUGAGUCCGGACGCCGUGAGACAGGUGCUGCUGGCCGUCCUUCAGGGGCUCCACACGCACGGCCAGCACGACGCCAACCAGAGCGCCCUCCUCUCCCUGGGUCUGGCCACCUACGAGAUGUUCAGGCCGCACUUCCCCAAUAUACGAGAGGUUCUGGUAGGCUUACCGGGCGUGUCGGCAGAGGACGUCCAGCGGUUCGAGGAAAAGAUCUUGAAUUCGAAUGCUGCAGCCAAGAACAGCAAGACCGAGAAAAUCAAGAAGGACCAUUUCAAAAAGCUGGUCAUUGAGAUCGUGGGGCGCAACGUGGGCCAGGCGUUCAAGAAGGAGGUGCACAUGAACAACCUCCCGCCCAUGUUCAAGAACCCGCGCCCCAAGCAACCUCGCGUGGACGACACCGACGCCGACAUCGGCCUGUGCUCGCUCUUUGGCCCCGACCUGGCCGAGUCCAAUGGCCACCAGCCGAUGACCUCGUCAUUCUAGUUACCGUCGGGAAUUGAACGCGCGAACAAUCUCGUAAACCGCGGGAAACAGGAGGCGUGAAACCGUGGAAACCAGUGAAUAAUAAUAAUAAUAAUAAUAAUAAAAAUGGAAUCGUAAAAAUAAACUGCAAUGGGUCAUUAGGAAGUUGGGGAGGUGGGGCAUACUUUAUUAUUAUUAUUUUUUUUGUUACAAGAGGAGGAGGUUCUUGCAACGCGAAGAGGAGGAGACCCAGAAGUGCAAAUGGCUCUUGGGUUUCAGUUUCGUUGUGCGAAUUAGCAGGGGGUACUUCCUUGACGCUCGAUGUGAAUGUUUGUCAUCAGCUUCUGUGAUCAUUAAUCCUAGAUUUGCUAGUCUUGCCUUACGAUGCUUUACAUAAUGAAUUUUUGAAGUGGCUGACAAGAACAGACAAGUGGUUAUCAGUUCCUGUUUGAAAUGUAUAUAAUUUUCAACCGCCAAGAGAGAGACCUCGGUUUUUCAAAAAUUUGUUACAACCCUUACGCAAAAGACGCCACAAUAGUUGUCUGUGUUGAUUAGAUAUCAGUGUGAACUUUUGGGCAAAGUUGCUACUAAUCUGCAUGGAGGUCUUUGGGUAUCACGUAUCGUACCCAAGAUUCCAACGGGUGAACUGGCCUGCUCUCUAGGAAGUGCAUUUAGAGUACUUUUGGGCAGAAAUGGACACCUUUGUAUUUUCCGAGUGAGGACAGCGGAAGAUUACACACAACCAAAGACGGGGAUUUCUUGAUAUACUGCGUUGAGAAUCUAGCAGUUGAUUCAAUGAUAUACUAGAAGAGAUCUGAUUGUAUCUAUGCAAAGGUGAUGGAGCUUAUGUGUUGUUUUCAAAGAGUGAAGUAUUGGGUGAUCAAAAUGAAAAUUGUCAUUGCAAAGAGCAUUUGGACUUUCUCCGAGAGCAGCAGGUUUGGCUGAUAUGGUUGGGUGGAAGAGGCCAUUUGAAGAAGCCCUUAUAUGAAACGUGAUAAGAUAUAUUGAAACAGUGAAUUCCUGGAUUAUUUGCCCGUACAAAGAACAGAACGUUGUACCAGUCUUCAUAGGUCCACGUGGAACAUAAUAAGCAUCACCUUUUUGUUCAGCAUAUUAUUCAACUAAGAACUUUUUUGUGACACUUGUAGUGUAGCUGUGUACAUAAACUUUUUUGGUAUUUUUUCA